GCUCAGCGUCUAUUGGAUGGAGUUGGUGGUUCAAAUGGCAACUAUAUUAAUAUACACGUAGAUAUCAAUCAAGCGCGCGGAGAGUGCCCUCUUCUACACGUAAAAGCCAAGGUAGGCGAGAGAUUGGAAAGCAAUGCACACCAUAGUUCGCUCUCUGGGGAGAAAUCAUAGGCACACUUUUCUGUCUAAGCUAACUGAACCAUGCUUACAAUUAUACUCUGUGCCUUGGCGCAUGAAACUCUGAGGAUUCCACGAGGCUGAAACUCAAUGGCCAACACGAGCAAUCUAGACUCGAGGGCAGGAUCAUUUACCGGCUGUCCAAUCACCAUCUUCCAACAUUAUCUUUGGCCGUGGGAAAACCGCGGUGAAUUCAUCACGCGUGAGGUCAUUGGGCCGCAUGCCUUCAGAAGAUGGGCAGAAGCCAUCCUCCAAUGGCGCCGUCAGGCUCGUCGGGGCUGUAGCUGGAAUGGGGUCAGGCUUGACGAAGGUGGCUGUAGGACAUGGAUUUGACACGAUCAAGACUAGGCUUCAAUGCGCUGCUCCAGGGACGUACGCCGGCGCAAUAGAUUGCCUCGUCAAAACUGUACGGAAUGAAUCUGUCUUUGCUUUGUAUAAAGGAGCUACGCCCCCUGCCGUGGGGUGGGCAGCGAUUGAUUCUUUGUUGUUGGGAUCCUUGCACAAUUAUCGUCUUCUCCUUGUCAAAAAUGGCUUCUCUGAACCAAUUCCGAAUUCUGACAAAACACGAUUGUCGUAUCUUGGGCACGGUAUCUCUGGCCUUAUGGCUGGUUGUACAAGUGCACUUGUGGCUACUCCGGUGGAGCUGAUCAAAGUCAAACUCCAGCUUCAGCUUCAACGUUCAGUUGCCGACAGGCAAUUCAAAGGGCCCAUUGAUGCCAUUAGGCGGAUUCUCAGAAGACAAGGGGUCACAGGCAUGUGGCAAGGCCUUCCAGCCAGUGCAUUGUUCCGAGCGAAUUUCUUCUGGAUGUUCUUGGGCAUAGAGGUGCUCAUGCGCUCUUUCGUCCACUUUGAUGGUACCCCUUAUGAGAUGAGACAUGGCUUUAAAACAUUCUGUUCGGGCGGACUUGCCUCUUUUGCGUACUGGUUUUUUGCGAUGCCCGCCGAUAAUAUCAAAAACCGCAUCAUGUCAAGGGAUCUAAACCAACCCCGCAUCGCCAUUCGCGAAGUUGCGCUGCAUGUUUACAGGACACACGGCUUGAGGGGUUUCUACUCAGGCUUCGCCCCCUGUGUCCUGCGUGCAUUCCCUGCGAACGCUUCUGCUUAUUUCGUAUAUGAGGGUCUAAUGAGCGGCCUAGGUGCCGAGAAGAUUCGGGCGUAAAAAACUCACAUUUCAGCUGAUGACUAGAAUGUCACCCCAUCCACCAUCCCAAGAUCGAAGGCCGUUCAAGGCUUUCAUCUCCAUACUCGUAUAGAGCGUAUCUAAUGGCAGCACCCCGCUUGCUGGAAACAACUUGCCUAGUCAAGAUUCCCAAGCCAUUCCAUUCCCAUGCCCCAUACUGCCACCCAUUCUCAUAUUCGAAACCAUCAGAUUGAACGUCAUUGAAAUAAAGAUAAAUCAUCAAGCAAUGAU
Molecule: messenger RNA, 1588 nt
Organism: Cantharellus anzutake
Lineage: Eukaryota; Fungi; Basidiomycota; Agaricomycetes; Cantharellales; Hydnaceae
Product: mitochondrial carrier
Exons: 13
Coding region: 398-1336 (312 amino acids)
Biological process (GO): transport
Molecular function (GO): transmembrane transporter activity
Source: RefSeq, a predicted model, not a curated record